AUGACGACCAGCAAACUAAGGAUCUUGUGUCUUCAUGGAUAUACUCAAAAUGCCACCAUGUUUCGCACGAAAACAGCUGUCGCUCGUAAAAGUGUCGAAGAUUUGGCUGAUUUUGUAUAUAUCACUGGACCACAUCAUAUCAGCCCACCAACGUAUUCUACUAUCACAGAAAGAGAAGAAGCAGCCAAAGAAGAGUCAUCUGAAGAGCACAAACCAUUUGGAUGGUGGUACUCUCCUAAAUAUAAACCCACACAGAACGGAUUUUUUGUGGGGUUCAAAGAGUCGAUCGAUUAUGUGAAAGAUGUGUUGGUAAAAGAGGGACCAUUUGAUGGCAUUAUGGGAUUUUCACAAGGUGCUUGCUUUGCUGCACUCCUGACUGAGUUGUUGGAAGACAGAACAUACUUUCCUGAUUUGAUCUCUCCAACAUUUGAACAUCCACCCUUCAAAUUCUCAAUCAUUGUUGCAGGCUUCAAGCCCACAAUGCAAGAGGCAACCAACAUCAUGCUGAACAAAGAUAAGCCAGUAAAAACACCUAGCAUGCAUUUCAUUGGUGAUUUAGACACACUAGUAUUACCCGAGGCAAUGAUAUCUCUAUCCGAGACGUUUGAAAAUCCAACCAUCUUCCGUCAUACAGGAGGACAUUACCUACCAUCCAACUCAUCCAGCAGAAAAGAACUCGAGAAAUUCAUCACUCGAUUCAUGACAAAUCCAUAG
Molecule: messenger RNA, 714 nt
Organism: Mucor velutinosus
Lineage: Eukaryota; Fungi; Mucoromycota; Mucoromycetes; Mucorales; Mucoraceae
Product: 3-dehydroquinate dehydratase (3-dehydroquinase)
Exons: 6
Coding region: 1-714 (237 amino acids)
Cellular component (GO): nucleus; cytoplasm
Molecular function (GO): hydrolase activity
Source: RefSeq, a predicted model, not a curated record